AUGAGAACAGUUAAAGUUCAGCCUCAGCCUUAUCAUAAAUAUAGUCUGCUUAAUUUCAAGAGCUACAUCUCACAAAAGGGAUGCUGCCGCAAUCAAAUAGGAGAUUUUAAAAAAUAUCAAUAGAUCACAUUAAAUUCAAUUUAGGAUUUCAUCAUGACUCUUGCUGUGAAUCAAGACAUAAUUAUUAGUAAAACAGAAGAUAUCAAAGAAGUUACUGGAGAGUAGCUUUUAAAAAAUUUAAAUAAUUUGAUUCCACGAGACCAGUUUAGUAGAUCUCUUAAAACUGUCUACAUAUACAAACACAAAGAACAAUUUCGGCUAAAAGGUGAAAACAUAAUGGCAUAUCAAUUAUACGCUAGUAAAAUCUAAUUGAGAGACAUUGAAAGUGAGCUUAGCUCUUCAAAAUCACAUCAAAUUUAAUCUAAGGAGCAAAAUGUUAUUUAAAAAAUAGAAAACUCCUAAGAAGACAGCAUUUUAAGUUAAACAAAGAAUAAAAAAUACAUUUAGUAGUAAAUCGGAAUAUACACCACUAAUAGUAUAAACGGCUCUAAUAUCUUUGCCUAUGAAAAUCUUAUCAAAAAGUAGAAAUUAGAACAAUAAUCUGAUAUCCAAUCUUAAUAAUAACAAUAAGAAGAAUAUUAAUCCUAAAAUAAUUCUUAGUAGAAGAGUUAAUCACAAAAGCAAGAAGAUGAGUAACAAGAGAUUACAUUUUCGGAAGAUAAUAGCGAAGUGGUCUACAUCGAAAAUACAUCUACUUGCAAUCAUGAGCAAUCAAAUCUUUCAGAUGAACAAGAAUUAGAAAUCGAAGAAAAAUCCAAUAACUUUUUUAAUUAAAAUUACUUGUCUUAAAGUAAUUAGAUAGUUAUGUUUAAUAAUCAAAGUAGUUUAGGUAAGACUUUUUUGCUUUCUAUUAGCAAUUAUCAUAAUAUCAUCGAUGAAAAGUUAAAAAAGGGGUAUUAAACUUAUUAUCAUUUAAAAUAAAGAACAAAUGAUAUUAAUUUGAUAUAUAUUUCUAUUUUUACUCUUAAAGAUGAUUAACUAGUCACUAAUCCAAAUUGGAAGCAAUUUAGACAACAUCUUGUUGAUGCAAUUUAAAAAAAAUUCCGUCUUGACGACUACCAAAACUAUUACUACUGUAAAAUUGGCUUCACCAAAAACAUAGAAAGAGUUGAUGUCCAUUUCAAGAACUUCUAUGCUAAGUUUUACAAAGCUUUUCUAUGCUAUAGAGAGUGUGAAGAAUAGCAGUUCCAUUAGUCUUAAGAAGCUAAAAAUUUCAAGAUACCAGUUGUUUCUCCUAUUUCUUACGACGGCAAGGCUGAGCUAUACAUUUUUCACCCUCUAUUAGAGCUCAUUCUAUAAUAAAAAUUUAGAAAAUACAAAUAUUAAAUUUUAUGA
Molecule: messenger RNA, 1395 nt
Organism: Tetrahymena thermophila SB210
Lineage: Eukaryota; Ciliophora; Oligohymenophorea; Hymenostomatida; Tetrahymenidae
Exons: 1
Source: RefSeq, a predicted model, not a curated record